Molecule: messenger RNA, 3135 nt
Organism: Exophiala mesophila
Lineage: Eukaryota; Fungi; Ascomycota; Eurotiomycetes; Chaetothyriales; Herpotrichiellaceae
Exons: 2
Coding region: 255-1472 (405 amino acids)
Cellular component (GO): cytoplasm
Molecular function (GO): cysteine synthase activity
Source: RefSeq, a predicted model, not a curated record
GAGAGGACCAACGCCAGACUCUCGGAACCACGACUUUAUGCGAAGUUCAUGCCGUUGGUUUUGGAUGCUUUGAUGGUGUUGGCUUGGAUCCGCGCAUCCUCAUAGAAGGAAGAAGACCCAACCACCAUCUCCCUUGGACCUCGGCACCAUAGGAAAUUCCAGAUAAAUAUUCAGAAUUCUAGUUUUGCUAAGUCUGGAAUAGUUUCUAUCUCAACCGACCAUCUCACAUCAAUAUCUUCUGCACAAAGGCAUCAAUGCACUGGAAUACUAGGGACAUAAUAAUCGGCUUCGGCGCCGGGAUAACCGUUGCAAUCGUCAUUGAACGGCUCCGACAGCGAGGGUCCUCGAGGUCGACUUCAACUCGACAACCGACAUCAGUGGUACCCUCGUCCGUGUCGAAGCAUCUCCCACCACCAGGAAUCGGCAUUGAAUCCACCAUUGGUCACACCCCGCUUAUUAUCGUCAAGUCUCUGUCACAAGCCACGGGUUGCACCAUCUAUGCGAAAUGUGAAUUCUUGAACGGUGCCGGCAACAGCCCCAAAGACCGGGUCGCACAAUCGAUCAUCAAUGACGCUGAAUCUACUGGCCGUCUGACCCCAUAUUCCGGCGACACAAUCUAUGAAGGUACUGUGGGAUCUACUGGAAUCAGCCUUGCGACAUUAGCACGAGCAAGAGGCUACCAAGCCCACAUCUGCAUGCCGAGUGACCAGGCCCACGAGAAAUCUGACCUGCUGGCGAAGCUCGGUGCUGUGGUGGAAAGGGUGACUCCAGCUCCGAUUGUGGAUCAGUCUCACUUCGUCAACCGCGCCCGAAACCUGGCAAGAGCGCAUACAGAGGAUGCCAACACCAGGGGGAGGGGCUUAUUCGCUGAUCAAUUCGAGACAGAGGCCAAUUGGCAGGCGCAUUACCAAGGCACAGGCCCAGAGAUCUUUGAGCAGGUCAACGGCAAGCUGGAUGCAUUUGUCGCCGGCGCGGGCACUGGCGGUACAUUGUCUGGAGUCAGCAUGUUUCUGAAGUCGAGACUGCCUAUGAUUCGAUGCGUGCUUGCUGACCCUCAGGGCAGUGGCUUGUAUAACAAGGUCAAACAUGGCGUCAUGUUUCAUAGCCUAGAACGAGAGGGUACACGGCGAAGAGAUCAAGUUGACACGAUUGUUGAGGGCAUUGGGUUGACCCGCUCCACGAGAAAUUUCGAGGUUGGUCGGGACCUCGUCGAUGAUGCUAUCAAAGUCACAGACGCACAGGCCAAGCACAUGGCGCGAUGGCUGGUGGAGAAUGAUGGCAUCUUCAUUGGAAGCAGCAGUGCGGUAAAUUGCGUGGCGGCACUGGAAACGGCUCUUCAGCUGGGUCCAGGACAUUCAGUGGCAACAAUACUCUGCGAUUCGGGAAUGCGACAUCUCUCCAAAUUCUGGUCUCAGGUAGGAGGAAUUGGUGGGGAAGCUAAAACAACACUCGAGGACAUCCUUCAAGCUUGAAGCUUGAAUUUGGCCAAGGUGGCUUCCCUUAGUUUGUCCUGAUAUCGAACAAGUCGUCGUCCGAAUCUUCGGUCUUUACGAACACAGGUCCAGCUGAAGAAUUCGCAUGUCUGUCGCCUGCGACCCCCUGUUCUGCAACACCGCGUUUCGCCGUCAAACCCUGGACCGAGUGGCCCAUCUCCAGGAGCCAUAGCUCAGCGAGCUUGGCACCUACAUCGGUGUCCGAUCUCUUAAGCGCCUUGGUCAAACUUCCCAAGUCUCGAGUUGAUCGAUCACAGAGAUCGCAUAGCAUCUUUAUGUCGUCGUCCGUCCAAUCCUUCGAUGGCUGAUCCAUCUCGGCUGGCAUACGAUAUCGAUCAUAUGCAUCGCACAAUGCUGCCCCUACCUUACGAGUUCGCAGUGCUCCCACAUCAACAAUUUCAUCGAAACUCAGGCCGGCACCCUCGUGCAGCUCAACCAUGGUCCGAAAAUCCGACACAGUCAAUCGUGGCUUGCGAACACUACGGAUCUUUGUUCGUUGCCGAUAAUCCCGAAUGUAAUUCAUGUCGUGCACCCCGUCAUCCCCGUUUGCAUCAGCCUUUCGCACGAUUCUGGACCAGUGAUCGACAACACCACUGCGUGUUUUCCACUUUCUCUGACAAUAUGGGCAAUGCCCCGUUCUCAUGGAGCGCAGUUGCUCGUCUUCGUCUUCUGGUCGGACCCGCUUGAAAUUGGCCUCUUCAUAGGAACUACCGUCAGAAGUGUGUUCGUCCUGGGCACUGUCGACAUCAUGCUCGCUAGCAAAACCAUCCUGGAGGGGGUCCUCUGACUCUGCUCGGGUGUGCCUGGAAGAGCCCUUCAUUGGUGGCUUCCUGUUUUUUCGUUGAUUGGGUAUGGCCCACAGCGAUUUGCGCUUCUCUGGCGAUCUCUGGACCGAAAUUACUGGCGCUGGCGCUGGCGAUUGUGUAUGUUGCUGUGAGGUGAUUCCACGAGUGUCUGAUGCCUCAGGCGUGAUGCGAGGAGGAAUCACAUUGGAGGGAAUACGCCAAGCAGGUUCAAUAUGUGCCUCUGCUUGAUUCCUCGUCUCUUCGAUCAUUGUGAAAAUCUCCUGUCCUAUCUCUGGCCCAUACCUUGCAAGCAGACUACUAUGCCGCAAGUCCUCGUCAAGCUCGACGAUGGCGGGGGCCGGGAUGGGCUUGUUACUGUACAGAGCUUCAGGUAUCUGCCCCAGUCCAGAACGAAGUGGUGCAGGCUCUACACUUCCAAAAAGGGAAUCUGGACUUUCAGAACGAGACAUAUGUUGUUCUUCAAAAAGGGAAUCUGGGUCCGAUUCCGACACAAUGGGGUUUAAUUCGUACAUGCUGCUUCCUGAAGGGUGACCAUCUCGAGAGUCUGGUGGGGUGGCAAAAGGAGCCAGUGUGCACAAGUUGGUAGUUCCGAAUAGUUCUUCAUCGCUAUCCUCGGGAGGAGGUAGACCACCGUGGUCAUCGUCGUUUGGGAAGCUGGAGGCAAUUUCUUCGAUGCUCAGCAUCACAUCGUCUGCAGCUUCAUUGAAGUAAGGAUCGUCGAGGGCGUCUGUUUCGGUCAUGGCUCUUAAAAGGGCUCUGCCUUGAGGCGUAUCCAGGCCGAGAUCCAUUUCAUUUUCCAUUGCCUCAAGAUGUCCAUUAUUAACCACAACCUCGCC